AUGCAACACAGCGCGAGGGAGAGAGAGAGAGAGAGGCAGAAAGUGUGUGUGCGCGUGUGUGUGCAUGCGGGUGUGUGUAAAAAACUAGGGCACUGUUCCCUGCCCUCUUUUUGCAAACCAGAAGCAGAAAUUUGUGGAGAGAGCGAGAAGGACCGGAGAAACAGCAGGAGCCGAGGGUUGUCGUUGAGUAGAGAAGCCCCCCAAAACUCAACGGUCCAGGAAGGCCAGCGCCUGAGGGGACCCCCCGCACGCCCACGGAAGAAGAAACGCAGACCGGCGAGUCGAUCGACCACAGCCACGGCCGCGCCAUGCUGGAGGACAAGAGGACAAAGGUGAAGAUCACCUUCUUCAUCAUCCUGGUGGGCAUCACCUGCAUGUUCACGGCGGUGGUGACGGAUUACUGGGCGGUGCUGAGCCCGCGGGUGGAGAAGCUCAACAGCACCUGCGAGGCGGCCCAUUUCGGGCUCUGGAGGCUGUGCAAGAAGAGCAUCUUCAUCGUGGAGAAGGACACCAAGGCCAAGGGCUGCGGCCCCAUCAGCCUGCCCGGAGACUACAACUGCUCCUACUUCACACACUUCACUCCCGGGCAAGAUGCAGAGGUUUUUGAAGUGAAAACACAAAAAGAGUACAACAUCUCAGCGGCUGCUAUCGCCAUCUUCAGCCUGGCCUUCAUGAUCCUGGGAACGCUGUGUAUCCUAGCUUCCUUCGGAAAGGGCAGGGACUACCUACUGAAGCCAGCCGGCAUGUUCUACGCAUUCGCAGGCCUCUGCACUAUUAUAUCGGUGGAGGUGAUGCGCCAGUCAGUGAAGAGGAUGAUCGACAGCGACGAGACGAUCUGGAUUGAAUACUACUACUCGUGGUCUUUCGCGUGCGCCUGCGCGGCCUUCGUCCUCCUCUUCCUCAGCGGGAUCGGCCUCCUCCUCAUUUCCAUGCCGCAGAUGCCCCGCAACCCUUGGGAAACCUGUAUGGAUGCUGAUCCGGAGCCCAUCGAGUAACAGACAGACAGACAGACAGACAAUAACAGUUACCGCAUUGUUAUUUCUGUGACGAUCGCGAUAAAUUACAUGAGCAGGUCACGAAAGGAGUAAUCCGGUGUUUUUAGGCAGUGACAAAAAAUAAGACGCUCAACUAUUUCAGAUGCAUAAUUUCAACCGAGAAAUCAUGAACUGAUAUCUUAAGUUUAAAGCAAAUAACUUGGUUCUACAGACUGUGUGUUUAGUGUGAAAUGUAUGUCCCAUUUGUAAUCGAAAAGGUUCUCAUGCUUUGUGGCAUUACAAUUGUUGUUUUCAUAUCUGCCCUAUGCAGCAAUCAUCACAUUUAAAAGUUUGAUAUGGAGAUAUUUUGUUAAUAAGAGCUGAAGAACCAUAUUAGAAUGUCUAACGUAGUUCAUAUUGGAAUAAGACGUAAUUCAAUGCAAAACUAUAAGCGUCCAUUCGAUGUCUCACACGUGCCCACAGUAUGGUCUCACGAUUAUGAAGUGCUAAGGAUAACGCUUUGGACUAGUUGAAUGCUGACGCGUUUCACAACCGAGUUGUUGUUUUCUUUUUAAGCCAUACAAGGGCUCAUUUUAUACACAUUAUUUCACCUCUAAUGAGUAGCGGGCGAGAGGAAGAAUAGCGCAUCACCAUACUGAGCCAUCGCAGGCAGGCAUAAGUGGAACAGUGCGGGCCUGUUUUGCUUUGGUAUUCGAGGAUAGCGUGUUGAAUGCUAAUGCCCGGUCUUUCUGAAGCAGUCAAUGCUGGUGCAGCUAUGUUGGACAGGGUUCCGGAUUCACAGGUGUUCAUAAAAAGCAAGAAAAUUCAAGGGGUCUUUAGGUUUCUUUUAGAGAGGACAAGCGAACAUAAUUCCUUUUUUCCUCCCCUUUUUCAGAGAUUUCUUUAUUGGUGAAGCCAACCGUUCUCAUUUUAUUUCGUGUGUGUGCGUGUGCUUUUUUUAAAGAGGGAGUCUUUCAUUCUGCUUUCAAUUCCAAAUUAUUUGGCCGCACUUGAUCAAUGGUGUUUAUCUAUGGCUGUUUCUAUCCACUUGAACCAUUCUCCACACUUGGGACAGAAAAAUAAACAAUAAGUAAUCUCAACUAGGGCAAGGUUUUCAGGUUUCUUAACAAAAGUUAAGUCCUAUUUUGAAAUCCUUCAGAUACUUCAGAGAAUGGCUCAACAUAAUCUAUUCUCAAUACUUAAUUUCUUACAUGGGAGACCAGAAUACACAAUUGGUCCAAACUUGUAAGCAGUCAUCCCGCCAAAAAAGGGAGAAUACAGAAAUUGAUGCACAGGCUCAUUAAAUAGUACUCUGUGUAUGGGAAGGUAUUGCUUUUGUAUUAUUCAACAGUAGCACUGUUCUGUCCGCUCAGAUUAUUUCAACGCAGUAAUAUAUGCCAGUUUCCUCCAACAGGCUACCAGCUCUGAUGCCUUUCUCCCUAGAUGAUAUUUAUUCGAAGAGGGGCGACUAAAAACAAUAUAAGGAUCAGUGCAUUUCAGAAAUGUUAGGAUAAAGCUGGCAGAGGUGGCCACAGCUGUUGCUCUAUAACCCGUUAGGAAUUUUGGCCAAUAGGAAAUAAGCAUAGACUUUUAUCAAAGUAGACUCUUCUUUUGGGAUGUGUACAUGUUAUAAACUAACCGUGCAAGCGGAUGUAUUUUUAAUUAAAAUAAAUUAAUUGAAACCAUGUACUGUA
Molecule: messenger RNA, 2668 nt
Organism: Conger conger (European conger)
Lineage: Eukaryota; Metazoa; Chordata; Actinopteri; Anguilliformes; Congridae
Product: voltage-dependent calcium channel gamma-1 subunit-like
Exons: 4
Coding region: 309-995 (228 amino acids)
Biological process (GO): regulation of calcium ion transmembrane transport via high voltage-gated calcium channel; calcium ion transmembrane transport
Cellular component (GO): membrane; L-type voltage-gated calcium channel complex
Molecular function (GO): voltage-gated calcium channel activity; calcium channel regulator activity
Source: RefSeq, a predicted model, not a curated record